Daldinia childiae is the source of this 867-nucleotide messenger RNA. Its product is annotated as putative fructose-bisphosphate aldolase. Lineage: Eukaryota; Fungi; Ascomycota; Sordariomycetes; Xylariales; Hypoxylaceae. The transcript has a single exon. The record is from RefSeq and is a predicted model, not a curated record. The coding region runs from base 1 to 867 and encodes 288 amino acids. Gene Ontology annotation, biological process: carbohydrate metabolic process. Gene Ontology annotation, molecular function: zinc ion binding; aldehyde-lyase activity.
AUGGUCCGCCCAGAACUCUCCAAAAACCGCUCCUUAACAAUCCUCAACAAAGCCCGCGAUGGCGGGUACGCCGUGCCAGGCAUGUGCUGCUAUAAUAUCGAAUCAAUAAUCGCCACCGUCCGCGCCGCCGAAGCAGCCCAAUCCCCAGCUAUGGUCCUUCUUUUCCCCUGGGCUAUCGAAUAUGCCGGCGCAUCUCUCGUACGUGCUGCCGCCGACGCUGCGCAUAACGCCAAAGUGCCCGUCAGCCUACAUUUAGACCACGCGCAGACACCGGAGCUGGUACGUCGGGCCGCAGAUAUUGAAGAUGGCUUCGAUAGCAUUAUGUGUGACAUGAGCCAUUACGAGAAAGAUGAGAACCUAGAGCUGACUAGGGAAUUAUCUGUGUACUGCCACGAACGCGGGAUUACCACCGAAGCCGAGCCCGGCCGGAUCGAAGGUGGAGAAGACGGCGUAGCGGAAACAGCCGAUCUAGAAGCCAUUCUAACAACUCCUGAACAGGCAGAAGAGUUUGUGGCUACAGGUAUCGAGAUGCUGGCGCCGGCUUUCGGAAACGUGCACGGGGAAUACGGGCCACGGGGGAUUCAGCUAGAGUACGAGCGAUUAGAAUCGAUCAAUAAGGCAGUAGGCGACCGUGUGCGAUUAGUCCUACACGGCGCAGAUCCUUUUACCGAGGAUAUCUUUAAGCGAUGUAUCAAGGCGGGCGUGUCCAAAGUCAACAUUAAUAAAGGCAUGAACAAACACUACGCCGCCGUGCAGGAGGAAAUGCAGGGGAAGCCCCUCACCAGCGUUAUAGAGGCGGGUACCGACAGGAUGCAGGCUGCUAUCGAGCAGUAUAUGCAUUGGCUCGGUAGCGCCGGUAAGGCGUAA